Messenger RNA from Acyrthosiphon pisum (pea aphid), 1515 nucleotides. RefSeq names its product E3 ubiquitin-protein ligase RING1. The transcript is spliced from 3 exons. The record is from RefSeq and is a predicted model, not a curated record. NCBI's taxonomy places the organism in Eukaryota, Metazoa, Arthropoda, Insecta, Hemiptera, Aphididae. Gene Ontology annotation, molecular function: chromatin binding; ubiquitin protein ligase activity. Gene Ontology annotation, cellular component: ubiquitin ligase complex; PcG protein complex. The coding region runs from base 325 to 1332 and encodes 335 amino acids.
AUUAAAUUUACUACUUCUUAUAAACACCAAACCUAAGCCUAACUUAUUAUACUUGCAGAUUAUGCUCUAAAUAUAUUAUUCGAAUUAUUCUUUUGAUAAUUAUAAUUUAUUAUAUUAAACUUAAAGUUAAAAAUUAUACCUAUUAUAAUUUAUUUAUAUAGGUAGUUCAAUUAAUUAAUAUAUUGUUAUUAUUAUUAUUAUUGUUAUUAUUCUUAUUUCUUAUUGAGUAUUUUAUUAAAUAAAUUAUAAAUUUGUUGAAAUACAGUAAUACACAUACUUAAUUGAGUAUUUUAAUCUGAUUGUGAAAGAAAAAUUGUUUUUAACAUGGCUUCAGCUGAUCCAAUGGGUCUUACCAAAACUUGGGAACUUUCACUAUAUGAAUUGCAUAGAUCUCCUCAAGAAGCUAUUACAGACAACACCGAAAUUGCUGUAUCCCCACGAAGUCUACAUAGUGAACUAAUGUGUCCAAUAUGUCUAGAUAUGUUGAAAAAAACGAUGACUACCAAAGAAUGUCUCCAUAGAUUCUGUUCAGACUGUAUUGUGACUGCUCUUCGUUCAGGUAAUAAAGAAUGUCCUACUUGUCGUAAGAAACUAGUAUCUAAACGGUCCCUACGUCCUGAUCCAAAUUUUGAUCUUCUCAUAUCUAAGAUUUAUCCUAGCCGUGAUGAAUACGAAGCACAUCAAACUAGAGUAUUGGAAAAGUUGAAUAAGAGUCACAGUCAGGCCAAUUUAGUUCAGUCAAUAAAUGAAGGUAUUAAAUUACAAACUCAAAAUCGACUACAACGAACCAAAAAAAACCAACAUGAAGAAUUAAAUGAAAGCAGCUCAUCAACUACUUCAAAACCUUCAAAUAGUUCAAGUCGAGAUAAUGUAACUAGAACAAUGGUACAAACAAAAGUGGCAAAGAAGAUGAAGUCUGUUAUGAUCUCAGAAAAAGAAGGACCUGCAUCAACUGUUGACACUUCAGAUAUAACAGAAUGUGAUGGUACAUCAAAAGGUGUGUCAGUAGAUGAAAUAGAACUAGUGUUUAAACCUCAUCCUACAGAAAUGGCCAGUGACAAUCAAUUGAUCAGAGUUUUGAAAGAAAACUCUGUACGUUAUAUAAAAACAACAGCUAAUGCAACUGUUGAUCAUUUGAGUAAGUAUUUAGCUAUGCGAUUGACGUUAGACCUUGGUCCAGAGCUUCCGGAACGAGCUCUUAAUUUUUUGAUCUAUGUUGCACCCACUGCAGAUCAAUUUGUUCCUCUCAGUGGCAAUCAAACACUUCGAAAUGUACAUGAUAAGUUUUGGAAAGUUAACAAGCCGCUGGAAAUGUUUUAUUCUUUUAAUUAAAUUAUUUAUUUAUUAUUGAUUUCUUACAACCAGUUAUAAUUAUAUUAUAAUAUAUUUUUAUUUGUUUACAAAUAUCAUUAAAAAUAAAAGUUUAGAAUACCUUACAUUAUGCAAUUUACUUUGUAAUUACAUCUCUCUUUUCAAUAUUUUCGAUAAUUUUAGUCAUGUAGUUUUAAAAAUAAU